CUCCAAGUGGGGAAGACGACUUCCCCGCCCCCUUUCCCCCCCUCAUGCGGUCCGCCGCCAUGCGAUCGCUGCUGCGACGAGCUUCAGGUCGCCGGCAACAAAUCGCGUCCAUCCUUCUCGUCUUAUCGCUGACGUCAGCCGUCGCUGUGCUGUGGGUGGGGUACCGAGCAGGCAGGGAGAUGGAAGAAGGAGGCGGGGGACGGAGGGCAGGAGAGCCGGGAAGUGCGGAGCAGGGAAACGGGGAAGGAGCGGAGGGGAACGAACAGGAAAGGGAGGGAUGGGAGAGCGCCGGAUGCGAGGGCAGGGAGAGAGCGCGGAGUAAGCAGAGGAGCGCGUUUCCCCGCGUGACGGCAGAUAUGAUUGCUGUCGCAGAGAGGUACAAACAGGGUUAUGUAUGUCCUGGUGUCCCCGAGCAUCCUACUGCUACCCGGGCCACCUGUCGCAGGUAGGUUCAAUGGUGGCUUCAAGUUCUCCCCAGGUAAGAGGGUGCAUCGUAGCAUGUGGUUGGGCAGCCGGUUGUCUGGUAUCGCAUGCUUUUCCCGGCAGUUGCAUUUGCCGGGUAGGGAGUGCUGUAGGCCCAUGCGGAAGGCUAGGGCCGUGGCAAAUUGCCCCUUGCUCAUGCUCAGUUGAGGCGAUGGCCGGCGUCGUCGCAUGUAUUGGCGCGGUGGCGGAGGUGCUGGAUUGUCUCCGCCCACCGCCGCUACAGGCGCCUCCACGGAAACCAGAGGCGGGACGGUCGUGGCGGCCCGCGAUGUCUCGCUGCCAGCAGCGACGCGCGAUGGAGGCCGCGUCGCUACUCCUCUGGCGGCUGGCCUAUGGGUUGCCGCCAGGAGCAGAGGCGGGGGAGCUGGAUCCCGCUCCUCGCGCCGUUGAUGAGUUGAA
Messenger RNA from Closterium sp. NIES-67, 882 nucleotides. The record is from the annotation of a GenBank genome assembly. NCBI's taxonomy places the organism in Eukaryota, Viridiplantae, Streptophyta, Zygnematophyceae, Desmidiales, Closteriaceae.